Molecule: messenger RNA, 802 nt
Organism: Bursaphelenchus okinawaensis
Lineage: Eukaryota; Metazoa; Nematoda; Chromadorea; Rhabditida; Aphelenchoididae
Source: the annotation of a GenBank genome assembly
AUGAGAGAAAAGAAGCAUAGUUUUGUGACAGCGACUGGCCACAAGGUGUCAUUGGCACCGUCAGGGCGAAUCAGCCUCACGUCUGAAUUGGCAAUUCAAGCCGACGAUGAUUUUAGCGCUGCCGAUGGAGUUUUACUGGAUAUUGGUAAGAGAACAUGUCUACUAAGUAAAGAUUUUGUAUCUUUAUAAACUGGAGCUAACGUUAGGCCUAGAGCCAAAGCUUUUGUAGUUGACAUUCUGAUAUAUUUUAAUAUCUUAAAACCUAAAAACCUCAUUAUAGGUAUAACAAACCGCUAUGUGAUGUUCAUAGUACUAUCGAUGGGUCUAUUUUGGGGACUGGGGAUCAUGUCAGUCAUGUGUUCUGUUUUCUAUGAACGUGGCUUCACUUGUGACCACGACGACUAUACGUGUGAGAAAGAACGGUGGAGGAUUAAUACUAUUGAGGAUCAUGUAAGUUACAGCAGUACGUUGAAUGUUAAAGACUGUUAUUCCAUAAUUACAUCAUAGUAAAGCCAAUGGGCUCUCAAAAGUCUUUUUUCUAUCGCGCAAGCGAACGUAAAUUGACAACAAGACCUUUAAGACAUCUUUUAAACUAAACUAAAAUAACGGUCAAAAAAAAUUUUUUUUUAAAUUUUAAUGUUAAGUAAAAUUUUUUCGAAACUAAAAAUUUUAUUUCUCAAAUUUAAAAUUUCAGUUUUUCAUCCACGACAAAUCCUGGUUAUCAGUUGAAUGGUCAGCUAGUAUAUUUUUUGUUGGAGACCUGUUUGGUGGAAUUACCUUAUCAUACCUAUCUGAUUUGUAA